Messenger RNA from Neurospora tetraspora, 2998 nucleotides. RefSeq lists its product as uncharacterized. The record is from RefSeq and is a predicted model, not a curated record. NCBI's taxonomy places the organism in Eukaryota, Fungi, Ascomycota, Sordariomycetes, Sordariales, Sordariaceae. The coding region runs from base 239 to 2611 and encodes 790 amino acids. The transcript has 7 exons.
CACGUUGUAACCCCAGACGUACCUGAAAAUGCGGGAACACGUAAAAUACUGUAUGCGUUCCCAUGGUAACAAAUGUCUGGUCCAAUAUCGCCAACCUGAUCAACUUUUGCAUACGUCGGGUCUAUCGAACAAUUGGGUCAUAACGCCAUCCGAGAUAUUGCCUGAAAUUCCAAGCUUGGUCUUUGCAACCCAACACCUCAGAAGACCAGCGCCCAAUAGGCACAAGCUUCACGAAUGAAUGACGGACACUCUUAACAACACCAUCCAAUCCCCGCCUCCCAAGAGGAGAGUCGCUGGCACCAUGUCUUCUUCGACGCCUUCCUUACAGCCAAGUGCACUGGAUCGCACUCGAUCACUACGGAAACCCACGAGUACCGCGAGACUGAUGAAGGAUACCACCACUACCGGCGCGGUUGGUACGUCUGCUGGCAGCAGUGCCACCAGGGGAGCAGGAGUAGGUGGACCGAAACAACGGCCUGUCUCGAUGAUCCAGAUGCCAUCAACAAAAGGAGCGUUGCCUGCGCCAGGGUCGGCUUCUCGGACUGCUGGGACCAGCAGCAUUGGUACAGCUGUCAGCGGGAGCGGAAUCAAAAGGAUGGCUAGUGUCAGAAGCGGCACCAACAACAGCAAUAUAAAACCACCAGCCUCUGGAGGGCUUAAUCGACUGGCUAGUACUAGGCUAAAGCGAGAGGGAGGGAAGCUUGCGGAUGCGGAUGUAGGGACUGGCGCUGAAGUUGGAAGUGGGAUAUCCAGUGGUUCUGGCAGCAGGGUUGGAUCGGGAGCAGCCAUGGCAACAUCACCAACAACAUCAACAACUGCCACAAAGUCGACAACAUCGACAAUAUCCAGUCUGAGACAACCUCUCCGUGCUCGCGUUCCCACGGUAUCUAAAGCCACUCCUCUGUCACCGCCAACCACAACAACACGAUCAGUGUCAGGACCCUUCGGAAUGACUCGUCCAACUACUUCGUCAAGUUCAGGCUCAAUGGCCACCAUCACUAGCCCAAGGGCAACUGCUACAUCAGGUUCUGGUACCAGAAUAGGUACGGGAAUUGGUCUCGCGGGAAGAGGGCAUGCGCGCACCCAGUCAGCAACAAUAAGCUCACCAAAGCCGAAAACGCCAAAGCCAGCACCACGAAACCCAGCAGCAUCGGGAACUUCAGCCAUAGAGUCCUCGAAAGGUACCACGAGUACAGAGGUCGGGGUUGCUGGAGGGAGUGGAAGUGAACCACCCAAAAGCGCUUCCAAAGGAGUUCUACCACCAAGCACUCCUGGUAAGAGUAGGCCUCAACGGUCUCCUGCCACCGCUACGCCAAAGCCAGCAACGGCAGGAGGGACGCCCAAAACAUCGACUGGAACCGUACUAAGGUCAUCACCAGCUCACAAACGACAAAACUCGGCAUCUUCGGUUUCAACCACCGGAACGAAGGCCAGGACAGCGGCGAAUCCCGGAACGGCAACGAGUACAGCACCAACCCAGACUCGACGUCUCGCCGCUUCCAGGAGACCACUCUCCGUACAAGCCCCCGAAGCAGCAAUAGCCAAUAUUGUAAAACUAGCACCAAAAAUAUUAUCCUCAACACGGCCCCCUGCUACAGCAACCACCACAGCUACAGCCACCAAACCUCCCCCCUCACGCCAACCAAACACCACAGCCUCCUCAUCCCUUACAACAGCCAAGCCAUCGGUCCCCAAACCCAAAACCCACCUCCCCGCUCCCCAUGCCACCCAGCAGCACCCCCAGCCCCGCCACGACUUCGACACCUACCAACAACACUACACCCCCGCCAAGAUCCCUCUCUUACCCAAACCCUUGACAUCUACCUUCCUCGCCCCUCCCACGCCCUCCAAGCAGCCGCAAAAUACGGAGCUGUUGCAGUUGCAUUUGCUCCAUCGGGAUGCGGAGUGGGUGAGGGGGGAGUGGGAGGGGGAUGCUAAGGAAAAGUUGAGGGAGCGGUGGGAGAGGUUGAGAUGGGCUGGGGAUGGGCUAGGACUGGGGCAUGGAAGAGAAGAAGGAGUAGUAGUAGGGGGAGGCAAGUUGGAAGAGGAAAAGAUUCAGGCGCUGGAUGAAGUAGUUUCGGGGGUGUGGGCUAUGAGCGAACCAUCUUCUUCUUCGUCUUCGUCUUCGUCUGGGAUAACCAUGGGGAAGUUUGAGGUGUGGGCUGAACGGGCGGCCAGGAUAUUGGAGGAACGCAGAAGCGCAGCAGAUGAUGAGGAGAGUGGAGGGCUGAAGCUGGAUGCGAAUGGCGAGGUGGAAAUGGUCGGAGGGUUGGAUGUCGACUGGAAGAAUGAGUGCGUUGCGCUCGGGAGGCGGUUGGAGGAGUGGCGGAGGAUGUUGGGGGAGUUGGGCGGAGUGGUGGAAGACAUUGAGGGGGGGAUGAACGAGAGAGAGGAAAAGGAAGAAGAUGAGUCGGCUCUAGACAGGAUUCUGAGCGGAUUCGGAAGUUUGGUGGAUAAUAUGCUUGCUGAGUUGGAGGUUAUGGAGCAGAUUGAGAGGGAGGCCGUGGCGGAGGAGAAUGAGUGGGUGCGUAGAAUGAACAGGGUCGACGAUGAGAAGGAGGGAGAGGAGAUCAUUGGGAAGCGGGCGGGAGCUAUCUGGAGGGCUCUUUGAUGGGUGAGGAUUUGAUGUUUUAUGAGUAAAAUGAAAGGAGUAUGGGAUGAUUAUGGUGAAGAGACACGAUGGAUGGGUUAUGGCUGUUUGCAUAUCUUUCGUUUGGGUUGGGAACCUGAAGGCAUGGAGAUAGAAAGCUUUCCGGUUCCGUGAUUUCGUUCGUAGUUCAUCAGAGGUGUUGAGCGUUCCUCUCCAUUGAGUCCUGUCCAACCUUAUAUCAGACUAAUGGAUAGUGUAUCGGUUUUCGUCUCCUUCUACAUUGCAUCUUGUCUCUCGCAUGCCUAUGACCUCGUGACAUUGUGUGAUUUGGUGUUUGGCCGUUUGAUUCUCCCUCAUUUGUGAAGUAUCCUUUCCAGCAGAGCCGUCAGUAUAAUCUCUUGCAAUGAC